UUAAAUUUUUCUGCGUUGAAAAUCGGAGGAACCGUUUCCUACUGUCUGAUCUUCAUCGUUUCCCUGGUCGCAAAUUCUCUCAUUGUUAUGAUCGUUUAUAAAAUGCCGAACUUAAGAAAACCGAUAAAUUUUUUCAUCGCAAACAUGGCCUCAUCUGAUCUGCUGUAUCCAAUAUUCUGGAUACCUUGGUACCUGUCACACUUGCACACCAACUCGUUUCCUAUUGGUGGAAAGGUUGGUCUGGCCUUGUGUAAGCUUGUCCCUUUCUUUAGUGACGUUUCCUUUGUCGUUUCGAUUCAGAAUCUGAUUCUGAUAGCAGUGGAUCGAUUUGGAGCCGUUGUAUUUCCACUCCGUUCCCCACUCAUCAGAUCCAAACUGUGUCCCUCCUUCAUUCUCGCUACAUGGAUAGUUGCCGUAGCGGUCAAUUCGCCAUACUUAUUCACCCGCGAGCUCGUUGAAUACCCAGAGGGAACCUGGUGUGUUAUUGAAUGGAAGAAAGCAUUCGGAGAGUCAUCAUCCCAUGCCAGUUUCUUACUAGCUUACCAGAUUCUGUUUAAAUGCAUACCUGUGCUGUUGCUAGUUAUUCUUCACUCCAUCAUUGUUAUCAAGCUCAAGACACAGGCACACCCAGGUGAACAGUCCGCCAACAGUCAGCAACAGCGGGACAGAAGAAACAGAAACGUGCUUCAAAUGUCCAUUGCUAUCGUAACAGUGUUUGCGUUUUGCUGGUUACCUUACUCUUUGAACUAUUUAAUCACACGGUAUCAGGACACUUUCACGCAUUUAUCGUGUAGUUUCUGGAUAAACUAUGAAGUCACCUUUUUAUACGGCUAGCGCGUACUCCGCUAUCAACCCAGUUAUCUGUUUCAUGUUUAGCAGUAAUUACCGAAAAGCUCUUAAAAGACUCAUAAAAUGUUCUUUUGUACAGGCGUAGGUUGCAAAAAAUGUGGUUUUGGUUGAAGAGUUAAGCCUGCGAGGUUCGUGGAACACUCGCGAAUAAAUGUAUCAUGACUAUCAAUCUAUUUUUAGUAGUAAUUAUCGAAAAGUUCUAAGAAGACUCAUGAAAUGUUCUCUUGUACAGGAGUAAGUCGUAAAAAUGUGCUUUUGACUGAAUAUGUUAAGAUUUAGAGGUACACGUGGAACACUCGUGAAUAAAAAAUCACCACGACUGCUGUUGGUGUACUUAACUGAGGAUUAAGUUUUGACUGCGAAAUGUGACAGCAUAGGCCACGUAUUGUUAAAGGUUGGGCGGUAAAUAAAACUCAGGGACGGACCAUUAGAAACUUUAUUAGGGGCGUAGGAAGGUGAUGUACAACUGUACAACUAACAACUCUUAAUUACUGCAGAACCGCUAAGUUAUAGAAGAGGUUCUACCGAAAAAAAGGAAGGUAUAAAAGCUACAAUUAUAAACAUCUGUUGAAAUUUUAGCGCCACCCCAAGCUUUGACAGUAAUGUUUACGUCGUCAAAAGAACUUGAGCAAAGAAAAAAACCGCAUGUUUUUGUGGCAUGUACGCCGUUCGCCCAUUGCAAAAAAAAAAAAAUACAUAAACCAAAAAGUUAAACAGGAAAUUUAAGCCAAACAGGAAGUUUAAGCCAUGUCGGUCUUAAUAACAAUUAUUGUGCCAAGGCCUCGCAAGGGGACAAAAAUUAAAGUUUUAAACGUUUGAAACUUAACUGAUGGCCGCGAUGCAUAUACUGCGUUGUCUGCGUUGUACAUGAAGGCGGCAGACAAUGGAGGGCGAUCCAGUCUUGGGACUGUUUCAAACGAUUUAGCAAGAAGAGACAAAACUAUAAUAGUGAUAAAAUGUUAUCGUUCGUAGAUGAGAAAAUUUCCUGCGCUCUUGACCACAAAACUCCCUGAUGACUCUUUUACACUUCCACGUGGGGCUAAGAGCCACAUUAAAAAUGUUCUUGGCCUGGCGUUUUAUUUUUGCUAUCUAUUUGACGCAAACUCAACAUACGCUUUCAAAUGGGCGUUUUGAACACAUUAGAAUAAACUAACAGCUCUACACUAGUGAGAAUUUAAUAAUAAUAAUGAUGAUGAUGAUGAUGAUGAUAAUAACUUCAUAAAAAAUACAAUCCUGGUAUUUACAUAUACUGUUAAGCGAUGAAAAUGCAAGCAACAGACUUCCAAAAAAGUCCUUCGUCCGAUUUCAUUUGCGCGGCCUAUACAAAAGGGGAUGCUCUUCAGAGGUUACUGUAUGAUAUUGUUUAAAUUUUGUUUAGAAACCAAUUCUUUGUUCUCUCUCUUUGCUUUCCUUGGUUUUAUAUUGACUGGACAACCCAAACUUGAAAGUGAAAUUUAAGACAGAAAAUCGAUUUGACAAAGUAAAUAACUCGAAGGUUCAAUGUUAAUGAGUUUUUCCUAGCCAAUUACAAGACUUACUCAAGCAUUGAUAUGAGUUUUAAAGCGUUUGAGUCACUCUGGUCAUUAUAAAUUCAUGAUUGCUACAGCGUUAUCGAGCAAUAAAAUUGUAACCAACAAUUCUUAACAAUAAAAAGCAGUCAAAGAAGGAACAAGCCUCGUCUAUUUGUUGAGUAAGAACCUGCUAGUUUCCCUUUGCCCGACAGCAGACUCCUGCUUUUCGAAUUUCCCGUUUUUAGUUCGAUCGAGAAGUAAAUGAUAUAAACACUGGCUGCUUCAUGCACACAUGAUAGCAGGCAUUUAUUUUUGCUUCAUAUUUUCCUGUUAAGCCUGUUAAUUGCUUAACGGCAGGCAGCUUCUACCCUGCUUCCUGUGUUUACCUGCCAAAUUGUGUACUUUAUGAUCGCAUUGCUAACGAUAACAUUUCACACACCUGUUUAAAAAUGGUGUUAAGCACGUAUGUUCGAUUAUCUUUUCCGAGAAUCGUUUCAGUCUCACCGUAGCUGUAGCUACAUGACAGGUCUAUGCAUUUCUCGUGCAGUUUUUGGCUAUACUUUGAUGUCACCAUGUAUAUGUCUAACGCGUACUGUGCUAUCAACCCGAUUUUUUUUUGUUUAUAUCCAGGGCUCGGGGGUUCAUAUUUAGCAGUAAUUGAUUACCAAAAAGUUCUUAAAAGACUCAUAAAAUGUUCUUUUGUACGGGCGUAGAUCGCAAAAAUGUGCUCAGUUUGGCUCGCAAAUAUAUCGUAUAUCAUGACUAUCAGUGUACUCCAGCACUCUGAGAAGGUUUUAAUAUAUGAGUGCGAGAAAUGACAGUAUAGGCGACGUAUUGUAAGAGUUUGGGAUAAAACUCGGCCGCGGACCGUUAGAAACGUUAUAGGGGGGUGGGCAGGAGAAGUACAAAAGUAUUCGUUCACGCAAGGGAAAAUUUUUUAACUGAAAAUUUAAGGGAAAUGUUGACGAUAAAAAUUCGAAUAAUGAUGAUGGUAUGAAAUAUCUCCCACUAACUCUUCGCUGUCUGUCUAUUGUUGAAACUUCUGCUGUUCAGCACGUAUUGCAUUUUUAAUUUGUAAUCACACAUUCAUAAAUAAUUUAUUGCAAAGUUUAGCCAAUAAAAAAAGCUGAACACAUCGGUUCGGUGGAUCGACUAACUGAUCUGACAUGAUUUUCAAACUGUUAUUUUAGUACCUUCCUCACUCUCGUUGCUUAAAUUCUGUUUAGAAGCCAAUACUUUGUUCUCUCCCUUUGCUCUCCUCAGUUUAUAUUGACUGGACAACCCAACCUUAACCCCCUGUAAGGUGAUAUUUAAAACAGGAAAUCUUUGUCACCAAGUAAAUGACUCGAAUUUUCCAUAUAAUGCUAAUAAGCCUCUCCUAUAGCCAAUCACAAACACUUCUCAGGCAUUGAUAUGAGUUAAGCGGGGGAGUGGUUUCUUGUCAAGUACCACAUGUAAUGGUAGUACCGGCAGAAGUUCGUAAAGUCCAUGGGAGUAAAAGAAAUUAAAUAACAAGCCUUGUAUUUUUGUUGAGGAAGAACCCAUUAGUUUAGUCGAGACUCUUGGUUUCAUAAUUUCCCUUUUUUUGUCCGCUUGAAAAGCAAAUGUUAUAAAAACUUCAUGUUUUAUGCAUAGUUGAUGAAUAUGCACUUAUUUUUACCUCAUAUUUACCUGCUAAGCCUGUGCUUAAUUGCUUGACAGAACUGAUGCAAUUGCAGGUGUUGCAUCGAGGACCCUGACACGCGCGUGAACAAGGCUGCUCAACUAAGAGACGCGUCAUCUGUGGAACGGGCCAACUGACGUCGCGCUUGUAAGCCACAAGAGGUGGUUGCAUGAGGAAGGACACAUCGAGUUUGCUCAUCCAUUGAUUAGAAUAGGGUACGAAAGUUCUGUAACAGAAAUCGUUUGACCUUGAUGUUAAACCGGCGGUAUAUGGGAACAAGGCGUCUAUCAACGUUACAUCACGCUUUUUAGGACGGGCGCAGCGCGUCAUGACGGCUAUUGGUUGUACUGAUAUGAGUUACGCCGGUGGGUUUUCAUGUCAUUCUCAAGAUAAAAUGCCACAACAUUAUCGAGAGACAAGAACUGUGGUCAACAAAUACUGAGGGCUGUAACAUUAAAAGAAAAGAAGAAAGAAACACGUACGCCUGGUCUUUUUGUUUAAGGAACCUUCUACCUUUAAGGAACCUCCUAUUUUAAGUUCGAUCGAGAAGUAAAUGCAUAAAAACUGCAUGUUUUAUGCACACGUGAUAACAUGCAUUUAUAGUUUUGCCUCAAAUUCCUGUUUAGCCUGGGCUUUUAUGGCUUUAAGUCAGCUACGCCCCUCAGUGCUUCAUGUAUGCUAUCAAAUAGUGUAGCUGAUGAUCCAAUAUGCGUAUUUUCAAAUUGCCUCAUCAACUAACAACACUUGCAUUUGUUAAUGGAAAGAAUAAUGGCUUUACAAUAAUUGACAAGAAAAACACAUUUUAGUAUAUUUAAUCGAUUUUGUCUAGUUUUAGCCAGGGGGAAAAUUUUGUCGGCGGCGCUUUUGAAGGUUGUCCCAUCUCAGGUAAAAUUUAAAAAAUGUGCGACAAACCAUCCGCAUCAUUUAUUAGGCGUUGAUGAUGACAGGAUAUUCCGCUAUUCAUAAGCUCUCUUUACAUUUUCGCCGAAAGCAUAUUAGUUUUGAAAAUUAGGUUGUUACAUAAAUGACGAUAAACUCAGUCCUUUCUCUUUAAAAUGACUCCCGUCAUUAAACGCGCCUCUUGGAACUCUAAAAGUAGUAAUCGCUAUUAUAUAUAAAUGAAGUGUCACAACGUUAUUAACGUUAUCGCAAAAAAAGAGCUGUAGCCAAAAAAUAGUGAAGUUUGUAACAACUAAAACUGAGCAGUCAAAGGAGUCUGAACAAGCCCUUGUCAGAAGAACCUGCUAGUUUCUCUUUGCCGACACCAGACUUUUGGUUUUCCCAUUUUUAGCUCGAUCGAGAAGUAAAUGUUAUAAAAACUUCAUUUUUUUUUGUGAACAGUGAUAAUAUGCACUUAUUUUUCCCUCAUAUUCACCUGUUAAACUUGGGUUUAUUAAAUGGCCUGAAGGCAUCUUCGCCUCUGCUUCCUGUGGUUAACUGUCAAACUUGUGUAGUUGAUGAUGGUACUACCGGACUAAAGAUAUCACUUUUUAAUGUGUUAAAACACACUUGUUUAAUCAACAUGUAAAUAGCAAAAUUAGGUCUUCCAGAGCAAAGUGCUUUUGAUCACAUGUAAAUUAAGCACUGUCGAAAUAAUGUACAGUCGAACCUCUCCUUACGGACACCUCUAUAAUACGGACACCUUUCUAUUACGGACAGUUCUUUUGGUCCCAGAAAUGCCAAAAUUCCUACAUUCCCUACCUCUAUAAUAGUACGGACACCUCUGUAAAGCGGACACUUGGUUCUGUCCCUUUGGUGUCCGUAUUAAAGAGAUUUGAUUGUAUUGUCAUUACUGUUACUCGUGUAUAGGAAAAGAAAGGCAGAUAAUUUGUCAGUAAACAGUUUAAAAAGUUUUUGAACAGCCAGGGGCCAACAAAGAGCCAUGCACAUGCAAACUGCGUCCAAUCUAAGUCAUAAUUUAUGACAUAGCAAUAUUUUCAUUACUGCAAAUAGUGUCGUCCAUUAACAACCACACCGAGAUAUAACUGUGAAAACUAGUACAUCUCAUCUAGCUGGUUUACGGGUCGCGGAUAGGUUAAUAUUCCACUGAAAAGUCAAAUAGUGUCAAAUGUUUUUAGGAAACAGACGUUUCGCGUAUAUAACUCUUCUUCAGUAUCAAGAAAACCGUUAUUAUUACGCCUCCUGGCAAUUGUCAUAGACAUUUGGGUGUGUUCCUUUCGGUGAAUCCAAAAACGGAUUUUAGAUCUAAGAACGGAUUUCGCGUUCCUUUCGGCAAAGGCAAAUCCGGAUUUUUGAUCUGGUGAAUCCUUUUUGAAAAAGGAUUCAUUGGAUUUGAAAUCCGUAGAAUCGAAAUCCAGGUUAACGGAUUAUAUAGUGAUCUAAGCUGUUCCAUUCACAGUGGAUCCGAAAUUAGUCAGAUGAUCCAGCGGUAUUUCUAGUUGAAGUAUUCCCAUAGAGGUCGUAGAGUUUCCUCAGCUCGUUGCUGUCAUUUGCCGCAAAACAUCUGAAAACAUUGGAAGAUUGUUCCUGGUACAUUAAAAUAUCCAUAUACUAACCAUUUGUCUCUAAAGAUUGCUUGAAAUCAGAAACAAGUAAAAGUAACAAAUGAACUGCUAUCUAACUACAAACUCGCUUGUAGACGCGACAGGCACUCGAUCGUGUUACAUAAAAAAAAUCCGAGCUAUGGAACUGGAUCAAACUGGCCGACAUUCUUUAGAUAAUUUUCAAUUUUAAUGCGCUUCUUUCUUUGUCUGUUUUAUAUGUUCCAUUGUCGCUAUUCGAACUGCCGACCACUAAAUUCAGCACGGUAUAAUCGCAUAAUUUGGUCAAACAGUAGAAGACACGUCAUUUGUUGAGAGGCUGUCGUGCAUAUUGCACGCGUUGGCAAAAGGUUACUAAGGUUACAAAUCCAAUUUCGGAUUUCACGUUCCUUUCGACUGCGAAAUCUGGCAAAUCUAGGAUCAAAAAUCCGUUUUUGGAUUCGCCGAAAGGAACACACCCAAAAUGAGGCGCGUGCGCGUGUAAAUAUAAGCGAGCGCAGCUGAAAUUGAUAUUUAGUCCCUUAGGUUUGAACGGUUCCUAGCUGCAAAAAAACCCUCAUUUCACGCUGCUUCGGUUGGAUAUCGGUUCCACUGCAUAGAGCCAUCCCACCACGCACCUGGACAUCGGAAAUACUGUGGCCCGUUGAGUUGAAAUGUUGCGCCACAGGAAGCUCAGGAGUGUUGUUGGGCAUGCGUAUACUUCGCAAACGUUCGCCAAAGCGACUCCUGAGGUUUCGUUCAGUUUCACCAAUGUAAAGAACUGGGCAUCGGCGGCAGGAUAUGCAGUAAACAAGAUUCCCUGAUUGGCUAGAAUGUGAAAGUUCUGUAGUAGAAAUCCUUUGACUUUGUUUUAGAACUUCCUAUUUUAAGUUCGAUCGAGAAGUAAAUGAAAGAAAAACUGCAUAUUUUAUGCAUAUUUUAUGCAUUAUUUUAUGCAUGCAUUAUGUCCGCGGCGCCUUUAAAGACUUCCCUUUUUUCAAAAAAGCGCUACGAACCAUCCGAAUCAUUUGUUUGGCGUUGAUGAUGACAGAAAAUUUAUCUCAAUUAAUAAACAACUUUUUCGCUAUUGAAAAAAUCAGGCCCUAUCUUUUUAAUCGAUUUGUUACUACUCUGGUUGGCUUAAAGUGAGUUGAUAACUGACACCAUUAUACAAAUUCACUUUUAGCAGCUGUGCUGAGGCUUCGCAGGGGACUUACAAUUGCCAAUAAAAGUUCUGAAUCAAACAGGAUACGCAAUAUAGAGAGCAGUAAUUCAAAGUUGUUUGACUGAAUACGUACAAUUCCACAGAUACGUCGCAAACCUAAGCAUGAACUCAACGGUGAACGGAUCCAGCGAAUCUUGGAGCUGCUUCCUAAAUUUUUCUGCGUUGAAAAUCGGAGGAACCGUUUCCUACUGUCUGAUCUUCAUCGUUUCCCUGGUCGCAAAUUCUCUCAUUGUUAUGAUCGUUUAUAAAACGCCGAACUUAAGAAAACCGAUAAAUUUUUUCAUCGCAAACAUGGCCUCAUCUGAUCUGCUGUAUCCAAUAUUCUGGAUACCUUGGUACCUGUCACACUUGCACACCAACUCGUUUCCUAUUGGUGGAAAGGUUGGUCAGGCCUUGUGUAAGCUUGUCCCUUUCUUUAGUGACGUUUCCUUUGUCGUUUCGAUUCAGAAUCUGAUUCUGAUAGCAGUGGAUCGAUUUGGAGCCGUGGUAUUUCCACUCCGUUCACCACUCAUCGGAUCCAAGCUGUGUCCCUUCUUCAUUCUCGCUACAUGGAUUGUUGCCGUAGCGGUCAAUUCGCCUUACUUGUUCACUUUCGAGCUCGUUGAAUACCUAGAGGGAACCGGGUGUGUUAUUGAAUGGGAGAAAGCAUUCGGAGAGUCAUCGUCCUUUGAAAGUUUCUUACUAGCUUACAUCAGUCUGUUUAUAUACAUACCCGUGCUGUUGCUAGUCAUUCUUUACUCCAUCAUUGUUAUCAAGCUCAAGACACAGGUACACCCAGGUGAA
Porites lobata is the source of this 8511-nucleotide messenger RNA. NCBI's taxonomy places the organism in Eukaryota, Metazoa, Cnidaria, Anthozoa, Scleractinia, Poritidae. The record is from the annotation of a GenBank genome assembly.